CUUUGAUCCUUUACCAUCGAUUGCCAGAAAAACCUUCUACAGCUCGCUCUUGCUGUCUCUCUGUCUGUGUGUACGAAAAUCUGAAAAUCAGAGUAUAGCUUCAAUAGUUACAUACACGUUCCUGUAUUUAUAUGCGCAUCAUCUUUGUAUGUAUGUGUGCAUAUAAGGGUAUAAUUGCUGAGGAAUAUCUGUAAAUGAGGGGUCACGACUGGAUAAAUUCGACUCUACCCGAUGAGCUGAUCGUUGAGAUCCUCUGUCGGCUCGAUUCGAAAUCGAGCCGCGACGCCUGCUCGCUCGUCUGCAAGAGAUGGCUCCGCCUCGAGCGGCUCAGCCGUGAAUCCUUGAGGAUUGGCGCUUCCGGCAGCCCCAACGCCCUCGUCAAGCUCCUCGCUCGCCGAUUUCCCAAUGUCCGUAACGUAUUCAUCGAUGAACGGUUGUCCGUUCCUCUCCCCGUCCAGUUUAGAGGACGACUUACUGAAUAUGCUCUUGAAUCUGAGUUUUACUCUGAGAAUGGAGAAACAGGGUCUGAAGACAAUGGGACACAGUCGUUCUGUCUGUCAGAUGCUGGAUUGACUGCUGUUGGUGAGGGCUUCAGUAAGAUUGAAACAUUGAGCUUAAUAUGGUGCUCCAAUAUAACAAAUGUGGGAUUGCGGUCUAUCACUGAACAUUGUAAAUCAUUGAAGGCUUUGGAUUUACAGGGUUGCUAUAUUGGAGAUCAAGGUAUAGCAGCUGUUGGGGAGUUCUGCAAGCAACUUGAAGAUUUGAAUUUGCGGUUCUGUGAAGGCCUAACUGAUAGUGGCUUAGUUUCCUUGGUGGUUGGUUGUGCAAAGACACUAAAAUCACUUGGUGUUGCUGCUUGUGCAAAGAUAACCGACAAGUCCUUAGAAGCUGUUGGGUCACAUUGCACAUCUCUUGAGAUAUUAUCAUUAGACUCAGAGUUUAUCCGGGACAAAGGUGUACUUGCUGUUGCCCAAGGAUGCCCUCUUUUGAAAACACUGAAGCUACAAUGUGUUAAUGUUUCUGAUGAGGCCUUGCAAGGUGUUGGCAAUUCCUGUUUGUCAUUGGAGAUAUUGGCUUUAUACAGUUUCCAGAUAUUCACAGAUAAGAGUUUAUGUGCUAUCGGGAAAGGGUGUAAGAGGUUAAAGAGUCUCACACUGAAUGAUUGCAAUUUCUUAAGUGACAAAGGCUUAGAAGCAGUGGCAGUAGGUUGUUCUGGACUUACACAUCUUGAAGUUAACGGCUGUCACAAUAUAGGAACCUUUGGGCUUGAGUCCAUUGGAAGAUCUUGCACGCAGCUUUCUGAAUUGGCCUUGCUAUACUGUCAAAGGAUUGGUAACUAUGCAUUGUGUGAAAUUGGCAAAGGCUGCAAGUUUUUGCAAGCUCUGCAUCUGGUUGAUUGUGCAAGUAUUGGAGAUGAUGCAAUUUGUAGUAUAGCUAGUGGCUGCAAGAACCUGAAAAAGCUUCAUAUUCGCCGCUGUUAUGAGGUUGGGAAUAAAGGAAUAGUAGCUGUUGGCGAAAACUGUAAAUUCCUUGCAGAUCUAAGCCUUCGAUUCUGUGACAGGGUAGGUGAUGAAGCACUCAUUGCCAUUGGCCAGGGUUGCUCUCUUCAUCAUUUGAAUGUAAGUGGCUGCCACCAUAUAGGAGAUGCUGGAAUUAUUGCUAUUGCCAGAGGGUGUCCUCAGCUAAGUUACUUGGAUGUGAGUGUUCUCCAGAAUUUGGGGGAUAUGGCAAUGGCCGAGUUAGGUGAAGGUUGUCCACUGUUGAAGGAUGUAGUUCUAUCACAUUGCCGUCAAAUUACAGAUGUGGGUCUCAGCUAUCUUGUUAGUAAGUGCACGCUGCUGGAAACCUGCCACAUGGUUUAUUGCCCUGGCAUUACUACAGCGGGUGUGGCCACUGUAAUUACAAGCUGUGCUUACAUAAAGAAGGUUCUAGUAGAGAAGUGGAAAGUUAGCCCGAGGACCAAAAGGAGAGCAGGCUCGAUCAUCUCCUAUCUAUGUGUUGACCUUUAGAAGUUGCAUGUGGACAACAGUACUGUUAUCCAAAACACCUUGUUGGACAAAUGCACUGGCCGAGAUGAUUCUUUUUAUGGACGGACUGCUAGUAUGAGCUAGAUGUGGGUGAAACCCCAAGUUCCAGAUUUUGCAUUAUAUUUAUAUAUUAGCCUCAGGUUGUAAUAAGGUAUCCGGGAUGAUAUCUCUUUUACAGUGGUGUGGUAUGGUGUGAUGUUGGUGAAGAGUACUUAAUAGUUUUUCCACAAUGAAGCUUCUUUUGGGUUUGCUGGGAAGGGAGGAGGGCGUGUUAGUCAAACAUCUUUAUACAUAGUAUUGGUUUAUGUGCCCUUAAUAUAUCUUUUAUAUGAAGAACUACAGAAAUGUAAAAUUAUAUAAAUUAGCUCAAAAUAUUUGCAGAAUCACUUGGGUUUUUCUUUUAGUUUCUAGGUAGUGAAGCUUUUA
Messenger RNA from Ipomoea nil (Japanese morning glory), 2453 nucleotides. RefSeq names its product F-box/LRR-repeat protein 4. Gene Ontology annotation, biological process: SCF-dependent proteasomal ubiquitin-dependent protein catabolic process. Gene Ontology annotation, molecular function: protein binding. Gene Ontology annotation, cellular component: SCF ubiquitin ligase complex. The record is from RefSeq and is a predicted model, not a curated record. Lineage: Eukaryota; Viridiplantae; Streptophyta; Magnoliopsida; Solanales; Convolvulaceae. The transcript is spliced from 8 exons. Bases 195 to 2009 code for a protein of 604 amino acids.